AUGGUUUACGUUUGUGAAAAUUGUGGUGUAUCAUUCAGUCGUAAUUACAGUAUGAUGCGGCAUAUGAGGGAAUCCUGCAAAGCCCGAUUUAUGGUUGGUGAUGUUGGUGGAAAGCAACCCAGGUUAGAUGGAGCUGCAUCAACAGCAUCUAUGAAGACAUGUGCCGCAUGCAAUCUAUCAAUACCCUCAAAUUUGAUGAUGGCUCAUCAGAGGACGACACAACAUAGAAAUAAUUCCUGCAUACCUUUAUGUGAUGGUGUACAACGUGUGGACAGCGCUUUCAGAAGCAGGAUUGCAACAUACCGCAUAAGCAGCGAUACCGAACACAUUGACUUUACAGUAUUUUUCAAUGAUGUUAUGCUGAAAGUGCUGAAUGUGUUGGAGCAGAUGUUGGGAUUUCAUGGUGCAUUAAAAGUGAAUAUGGUUGUUAUUGGACAAUACUAUCACCCGACACAAGAUGUGAACACAGAAAAAUCAUUUAAUACUUGCAAUAAAAUUGUUGCUGUUGGAAGCGAUCUAAAUGAACUUUACCAAUCAUUUGUUGAAGCAAUGAAAACACAAUCAACAGAGUUUCAGGAGAGAGAUUCGGGAUGGGCUUUAAGGAAAAUUCUUUAUUUGGAGGUUAACAUCAAUCAGUUCAGACCUAUCGGUGGCUCAUCCUACAUCAAAUUACCCAAAAGCAUUGAAAUGAGAGGCGCCACCGUUAAUGUGAUAAACCAGGACCAGUGUUGUUUUGCUUGGGCUGUCACAUCAGCAUUGUUUCCCGCUGCUAGAAUGAUGUCACAGAUUACGUCUUACCCACACUAUUCGAGAGUUUUAAAUCUAGCAGCGAUUCACCCGGAUGGAUCGACAAAAAAGCCUAGGAAAAUACCGGACCUCGUCCACACCGAAAACCGCUCCAAAACCCCCGAACACCUGGUACCCGACGUUGUGGUUAUCGAGGGACCAGGUGCUGUUUCACAGCCAUCACCACAGCCGCCCCGAUACUCGCCGAUCACUCCAGCCACUUCGUCGGAACGCGAAAUGUCUCCACCGAUUUCCAUUCCUGACGAUAAUUCGGAUCAGCCGUUAUCGCCGAUCAUCACUUGUGGGAGACGUAGGAAAUCGGUGCGCGCAGCAAAAAAGAACUUGAGUGCGGCAUCCGCGACGCGAAUAGUAAAAAAGAGUGCGAAUUUCGAAUCCGCGACGACUUUUUCACAGCCGGAUUGGAGCGGGUUUUCGGCCUCAGGAAAAGACAUUUUUUCGCGCGCGAUGGAAAACCAUAGCGCGCUCCAAAAACAAUUGUGUGAGGAGGAGGUUGCAUUGGAGUUGUAUCGUAGUGAGUAUGCAAAGUUUCGGCAGAAAAUGCUGGACAAUGAAAGCUGCAUGAGCAAUUCCAAUGCGAAAAUUUCCGAACUAAAAAACAAUUUCCGGACUAUUGCAAAGACUUUUAAUUUUAGUGAUAAGUAG
This is a messenger RNA of Ceutorhynchus assimilis (cabbage seed weevil), 1449 nucleotides long. The record is from the annotation of a GenBank genome assembly. NCBI's taxonomy places the organism in Eukaryota, Metazoa, Arthropoda, Insecta, Coleoptera, Curculionidae.